Hirundo rustica (Barn swallow) is the source of this 2077-nucleotide messenger RNA. It is a transcript of the gene SCARB1, whose product is annotated as scavenger receptor class B member 1. The transcript has 12 exons. Gene Ontology annotation, biological process: plasma lipoprotein particle clearance; cholesterol efflux; cholesterol import. Lineage: Eukaryota; Metazoa; Chordata; Aves; Passeriformes; Hirundinidae. Bases 18 to 1523 code for a protein of 501 amino acids. Gene Ontology annotation, cellular component: cytoplasm; caveola. The record is from RefSeq and is a predicted model, not a curated record. Gene Ontology annotation, molecular function: lipid binding; scavenger receptor activity; low-density lipoprotein particle binding.
CCCGGCUCCGCCCCGCCAUGGCCGUGGCCCGGCGCACGCUGUCCGUGGGGCUGGGGCUGGCCGGGGUGGCCUGCGCGCUCCUGGGGGGCUGCCUGCUGCUCGUGGGGCCCGUCAUCAUCAGGCAGCAGGUCAUCAAGAACGUCAGGAUCGACCCCAGCAGCAUCUCCUUCCAGAUGUGGAAAGACAUCCCCGUUCCUUUCUACCUGUCGGUGCAUUUCUUCGAGGUGCUGAACCCCAAGCAGGUGCUCCAGGGCGCGAAGCCGGUGCUGAGCCAGCGUGGGCCCUACGUGUACAGGGAGUACAGGAUUAAAACAAACAUCACAUUCCAUGACAACGACACUGUUUCCUACCUGGAGUACAGGAACCUUUUCUUCCAGCCAGACUUGUCCAAUGGCACGGAAGAUGAGUACAUUGUUGUGCCAAACAUUAUGAUGAUGGGAGCAGCUGUGAUGAUGGAAAAACUGCCAAAUUUUCUGAAGAUUUUACUGAGCGGAGCCCUGGCUGGCCUGAAGCAGGAGGCGUUCAUGAACCGCACGGUGGGAGAGAUCAUGUGGGGGUACGAAGAUCCCCUUAUCGACGCCAUAAACGCGAUUGUUCCUGGCAUGAUCCCAUUCAAGGGGAAGUUCGGAUUGUUCAUGGAUUUUAACAACUCCAACUCCGGGCUGUUCACAGUGAACACAGGCAUGAGGAACAUCAGUCAGGUUCACAUGGUGGAUUCAUGGAAUGGCCUGAAGAAGGUGAACUACUGGCGGAGCAGCCAGUGCAACAUGAUCAACGGGACAGCGGGGGAGAUGUGGCCGCCCUUCAUGUCCCCCACCUCGCUGGAGUUCUACAGCCCCGAUGCCUGCAGAUCCAUGACACUGGUGUACGAGCAGUCUGGGAAGUUCAAGGGUGUGCCCACCUAUCGCUUUGUGGCGCCGAAAACCCUCUUUGCCAACGGCACCGACUAUCCACCCAACGAGGGCUUCUGCCCCUGCAUGCAGUCUGGCAUCCAGAACGUCAGCACCUGUAGGCUCAAUGCGCCGAUGUUCAUUUCCCACCCUCACUUCUACAACGCCGACCCGUCCCUGGUGAACGCAGUCGAGGGCCUGCACCCCAGCAAGGACCAGCACGGGCUUUUCCUGGAUGUGCACCCCAUGACGGGCAUCCCCAUGAACUGCUCCAUCAAGCUCCAGCUGAACCUGUACAUAAAGCAGGUGUCUGGUAUCAUUCAAACAGGGAAGAUUAAGCCAGUGGUCCUGCCGCUGCUGUGGUUUGCUGAGAGCGGAUCCAUCGAGGGCUCGGUCCUAAAGCAGUUUUACACCAACCUGGUGCUGCUCCCGUUGGUGCUGGACUACCUGCAGUACAUCUUCCUCGGGCUGAGUGUCCCACUCAUUAUCUCAGCAGCUGUGCUCGUGGCAAUGAGUCAGGAGCACAAAGUCACUGAGUCGUUGAGGUUGAAGGGACCUCUGGAGGUGAUCUAUCCCAAUCCCUCUGCUCAAGCAGAGUCACCUAGCUCAGCACCAUGUCCAGAUGUCUCUUAAUGUCUUCAGGAAUGGAGAUUCCCCAGGGCAACCUGUUCCCGUUUUUACAGUUUUCACAGGGGGAAAAAAAAGAAAAAAAAAAAGUAUUUUUCAAUGUCCAGAUGGAAUCCCCUGUGUCUAAAGUGCCCCUGUGCUCUUGUCCCGUCCCUGGACACCACCAAGAAGAGCUCUGUCCUUACACCCUCCCUUCAGAACCUUGUUCUCAGUGGUGAGAUCCCCCUGAGCCUCCUCUUCUCGAGGCAGAGCAGUCCCAGCUCUCUCAGCCUCUGCUCACACAAGAGACACUCCAGCCCCAGAGUCACUUCUGUGGUGCUUUGCUGGACUCUUCCCGGUGUCUCCAUCUCUCUCUUGUGCUGGGGAGCCCAGAGCUGUGCACACUCGUCUGUGUACGGCCUCACCAGUGAUGAGCAGAGGGGAAGGAUCACUCCAGGACCUGCUGCCAGCACUCCCAGGGCAGCCCAGGAAUCAGCUGGCUGCCUUUGCCACCCUGCCACGCUGCUGGCUCACCUGCAGCUCCGUGUCCCCGAGCCCCUCAGCUCCUUUUCUGCCCCACU